This is a messenger RNA of Neohortaea acidophila, 886 nucleotides long. RefSeq lists its product as uncharacterized. The record is from RefSeq and is a predicted model, not a curated record. The coding region runs from base 185 to 844 and encodes 219 amino acids. NCBI's taxonomy places the organism in Eukaryota, Fungi, Ascomycota, Dothideomycetes, Mycosphaerellales, Teratosphaeriaceae. The transcript has a single exon.
ACGAUUUGUGGGGCGGUAGGGCGAAAAAUAUGGUGCAGCACCUUAGGCAGUGAUAUGCGAGGCGCAGUCAUAUAGCAAGCUGUGUCCAAGGCUCCCGUCCUGGUCGCCGAUUGACGCUCAGGCCAGCACGCGCCUAGACGAUUCGGGCAUUAGGAUAUAUUAUGCCAGACCACUCCCCGGGCGCAUGCAGUCCAGCUCCGCACCACACACCAUGGACCAACAACCUCCAACCCAGCCAGCAGCGCCGGGCCCAUAUCCCCGCCAACUCGCAAUCAAGCCGACCGCCUUUCGAGACUUUGAAAUCCACCCCAACGAUGGCGGCGACAACGACAACAACACCGCCCCGAUCUACUACUGCAGCGUGGCGCGCAUGGGCAUCAACAAGCCCGACAUCCUCCUGCAAAGCGGCGCAAAAGGCGGGCCCGUGGCCGGCGCAUCACACUACAGAAGCUCGCGCUCCAUCAUCUGCGGCGUCGGGGCGGACGAAACGUCCAUGAUCUGGACGAAGCUGCAGCACGUCGGUUUCCUUUCCGGGCACUUUGAGUUCGAUUGGCAGGGGCGCAAGUAUGCCUUGCGGAGGGCAAGUGGGGAGGAGAUUGGGGCCAGCGCGCUGCGGAGCUUGGUUGGCUUGCAGUUCAAAGUGGUGGAUGAGGCUACGGGCAGGAUUGUGGCGUUGUUUGUGAGCCAUUCGGCGGUUGGGAGGCGCAGGCCGGCGACGCUGAAGUUUGUCGAGGGCUUGGAGGCGGAGUUUGAGACGGUGGUUGUGCUUGGCGUGCUUUCGUGGAAGGAUAAGAUCCGGAGGACGCGGGCGCGCGGUGCUGCUGCUGGGGGUGCUGGUGCUUGAGUUGUCGCGAAUAGAUAGGACCCCUGGCUGUGUGUCCCAUUC